CUUCGGUCGUGGACGGACGUGCUUUCGCAGUGAAAACGGCAGCGGUGUGCGCGAAACAAAAGAAUAUUGGCAACAAACUUGUUUGAAUCAAAUGGCCAAACGCAAAUAUCCGCAGAGGGCAGAAGGAUAAUUUAUCGGCCAUCAAAGCCCGGCACGUGCUAAUUGAAAAUGCAGAAAUUAUACUAAGUGCGGACUGAUAGGCACAGCAGAAUCCAAACGGGCCACUGGUCACGACUCGCCGAAAGACCCAUCACAAAAGACCCAUUGAAACAGUGAACCCAAAAAACAACAGAAAACAGAGGAACGAGCGAAUUGGAAGCCACUGCGAUGCGUAGGAGGCGUGGCACGCCCCUGGGCGUCAGCUGGUCCAACUGCGUCCUGCUCCUGGCCACCGGCCUGCUGGUGGUGCUCAUCUCGGUGCACGCCAAGAACCCCAGGCCCCAUCGAGGACUACCUACAUCGGCAUCCGCACCGUCAACAUCCGUGGAUCAGGUGGCAACUGAAAAUGGCCACCGGCGAGAGCACUCCGCUGAUGGCGCUGUCCUUCAACGGCUAUCGGAUCCAGAUCCAAGUCCGGAUAGCGGAAAGGAUACCGAUGAGGACGAGGACGAGGGUCUGAAGCACCACCACCACCACCUGCACCACCGGCAGGAGUUCGACGCGUAUCUGGGCACCAUCCGCCGCCUGCGACGACCCUACCGCAGCAAGUACACCAUCGAGCAGCUGAUGCGCCUGCAUGUGACACCAAAGGUAUCCGGAGACAUUGACAUGGAUCCCUGCAAGGCCGGCGGGUUCAUGGGCGACAUAGCCCUGCCCGAGGGCGAUUCCGGCCCGGUGGUGGCCCACACGCCCGUCGACGACGAGGAGCAGGAGCGCCAGGAGGUGGAGCAGCUGCUGGCCGACGCCCCGGACGAGGCUCACGACCCCGCCUCCGCCUCUGCUUCCGUUUCCGGCUCGGCUGGCGGGCCGACCAAGUUCAAUGCCACCUUCCAGCUGGACCUGGAGAAGCUCAAGCAGGAGGUCUACCACGAGGGCCUGCAGGUGGAGGAGGAGGGCCUCACCGACAUCAUCCGCAAGAAGACCAAGCUGCCCAGCUCGGGGCCGGUCAACCUCAAGGCCGGCGAAGGCCAGUUGCUGGGUCAGAGUACCAACAAGCCCAUAAAGUCCGGUUCACUGUCGCCCUCCGACUACGCCCAAUCCUCCAGCUACAAGAACGAGGUGCUGCCCCCGUCGGAGCAGCGCACCCAUAUCACACAUGCAGACAAGCCGGCCAGGAUGACGCUGGUCGAGAUGGGCUCCAAGCCGGGCAACAAGACGCAAGUGCAGUCGCUGCACCGCAACGUGGACACCCGCAAGAUUCAGUCGGACAACAAGGACAUCGAGGACGACUCGGGCAACAACUUUGUGGCCGAGAGGCGGUCCUCCCACAUAGUGCCCACUUCCCUGCCAGAGCAGCGAUCCACUCCUGCUCACGUAUACAGCAACGCCGGAGGCAACGGGAUGCAGCUGGACGACGAGGUGGACUUCUUGCACUCCCGCGGAGUGGUGAGGAGGCGGCACAGACGGGGACCCAAGCAGCGACGGAGCAACCAGCACAUGGAGUACGAGGCCAAGCUGGAAAGGCUGCGCCAGGAGCUGAGCCGGCCAGUGGUCGAGGGUCACCACCGGAGGGAGUCGCACCACCAGAAGCGGACGCAGAGCCACCACCGCAAGAAGCACCGUCGCCAGCACCGUCGACGGGGUCAGGGAACCACCCAGCAUGUGAACCAUUCCCCGCCAGGACUCAAUCAAUCCGUGUCUGAAAUGGAUUUGCUGAAAGCGGAGACUCCCAAGGAUGAGGAGCAGCUGCGUCACCGGGUGGCUCGGGCCGUCACCGCCAAGAAGGAUCGCAUCUGGGACUACGGGGUCAUCCCCUACGAGAUCGACGGCAACUUCAGUGGCAUCCACAAGGCGCUCUUCAAGCUGGCCAUGCGCCACUGGGAGAACUCCACGUGCAUCAAGUUCGUGGAGCGCGACCCGGAGAUCCAUCCCAACUACAUCGUGUUCACCGUGAGAAGCUGCGGUUGCUGCUCCUUUGUGGGCAAACGAGGCAAUGGACCCCAGGCCAUCUCGAUCGGUCGAAAUUGCGACAAGUUUGGCAUCGUGGUCCAUGAACUGGGCCACGUGGUGGGCUUCUGGCACGAGCACACGCGUCCGGAUCGGGAAAAGCACGUGGUGAUCGAGCACAAUAACAUCAUGAAGGGCCAGGACUACAACUUCAACAUGCUCUCGCCGGACGAGGUGGACUCGCUGGGCAUGGCCUACGACUACGACUCGAUCAUGCACUACGCCCGGAACACCUUCUCCAAGGGCACCUACCUGGACACCAUCCUGCCCAUCGAGAUGAAGGGCCGCAAGCGACCGGAAAUUGGCCAGCGACUGCGCCUCAGCCAGGGCGACAUUGCCCAGGCCAAUCUGCUCUACAAGUGUCCCAAGUGCGGGCGCACCUUCCAGGAGAGCUCCGGCAUCUUCGCCUCGCCCUCCCAUUAUACGGCCGGAGCGCUGACCAACGAGACGGAGCACUGCGAGUGGCGGAUAACGGCCACCUACGGAGAGCGCGUGGAGCUGAAGCUGGAGAGCAUGAACAUCUUCAAGUCGAACAACUGCGAGACGGACUACCUGGAGAUUCGGGACGGCUACUUCGAGAAGUCGCCGCUCAUCGGGCGCUUCUGCGGCAAGGUGGACAAGGAGGUGGUCCGGACGGAGUCCAGUCGCAUGCUGCUCACCUACGUGAACACCCACCGCAGCGAGGGCUUCAGGGGCUUCAAGGCGGAGUUCGACGUUGUCUGCGGUGGCGAGCUGUCCGUGGACGACGGCGUGGGCCGCCUGGAGUCGCCCAACUACCCGCUGGACUAUUUGCCCAACAAGGAGUGCGUGUGGAAAAUAACCGUGCCCGAUAGCUACCAGGUGGCGCUGAAAUUCCAGUCCUUCGAGGUGGAGAACCACGACAGCUGUGUCUACGACUACGUCGAGGUGCGCGACGGUCCUGCCCAGGAUGCGCCGCUAAUUGGCGUUUUCUGUGGCUACAAGCCGCCGCCGAACAUGAAGUCAAGUGGCAAUUCGAUGUACGUGAAGUUCGUGUCGGACACAUCGGUGCAGAAGGCGGGCUUCUCGGCCGUGUUCAUGAAGGAGGUGGACGAGUGCGAGACCCAGAACCACGGAUGCGAGCACGAGUGCAUCAACACCCUGGGCGGCUACGAGUGCAGCUGCCGCAUCGGAUAUGAACUGCACAGCGACAAGAAGCACUGCGAAGAUGCCUGUGGCGGCGUCAUCGAGUAUCCGAACGGCACCAUCACCUCGCCCUCGUUCCCCGAGAUGUACCCCCUGCUGAAGGAGUGCAUCUGGGAGAUUGUGGCCCCGCCCAAGCACAGGAUCUCGCUGAACUUCACCCACUUCGAUCUGGAGGGCACGGCCCACCAGCAGUCGGACUGCGGCUACGAUUCGGUGACCGUGUACUCCAAGCUGGGCGAGAAUCGGCUGAAGAGGAUCGGCACCUUCUGCGGCUCCGCCAUCCCGCCCACGGCCACCUCCGAGAGCAAUGCCCUGAGGCUGGAGUUCCACUCGGACAAGUCCAUCCAGCGGUCGGGAUUCGCGGCCGUCUUCUUCACGGACAUCGACGAGUGUGCGGUGAAUAAUGGGGGCUGCCAGCACGAGUGCCGGAACACCAUUGGCUCCUACGUCUGCAUGUGCCACAACGGGUACUCCAUGCACGAGAACGGCCACGACUGCAAGGAGGGCGAGUGCAAGCACGAGAUCUCCGCGCCCUUCGGCACCAUCUUCAGCCCCAACUACCCGGACUCCUAUCCGCCAAAUGCCGACUGUGUGUGGCACUUCAUCACCACGCCGGGGCACCGGAUCAAGCUGAUUUUCAACGAGUUUGAUGUGGAGUCGCAUCAGGAAUGCACCUACGACAACGUAGCUGUUUAUGAUGGCGAAUCCGAGUCCGCCUCGGUUCUAGGUCGCUUCUGCGGGGACAAGAUCCCCUUCCCCAUCUCCUCCACCAGCAACCAGAUGUACAUGGUGCUCAAAACGGACAAGAACAAGCAGAAGAACGGAUUCACGGCCUCUCACUCCACGGCCUGCGGGGGCUACUUGCGUGCCACCAGCCAGGUGCAGCAGUUCUACUCCCACGCCCGCUUCGGUAACCAGGACUACGACGACGGCAUGGACUGCGAGUGGACCAUCGCGGCUCCGGACAACAGCUACGUGCAGCUCAUAUUCCUCACCUUCGACAUCGAGAGCAGCGAGAACUGCACCUUCGACUACGUGCAGGUGUUCUCCGACAUAGACGAUGUGUACGGCCAGUACGGCCCCAUGUACGGGCAGUACUGCGGCAAUGUGCUGCCCCAGGACAUCAACUCGAUGACCCACUCCUUGCUGGUUCGCUUCAAGACCGACGGAUCGGUGCCGAUGAAGGGCUUCUCCGCCUCGUACGUGGCCGUUCCCAACUCCGGGGAGUACGACCACUCCGACGAGGAUGCGGAGAACUCGUACAGCUCCGAGAUGGUCACCCCGUUCCCGGGCUCGCUGAAGAGCAUCUACAUCGAGGACACGCAGGAGGAGACCGACGAGUACAGCGACUUCAGCGGGAACCAGCUGGUCUUCAACGGCCAGUACCGGGGUCGCUACAGUCUGCCCAACCGGUACUACUCCGGCAAGGCAUAGGGCGGCGGAGGCGGAACGCUGACCAGGCGCUAAAAUUCAUGACAAUAUCUUAAAAUGGAAUUUAUUUAACAGAUUUAGGCAUAUCGUCGCGAACGUAAUAACGAUUUCUCGAUCUUCCUCGCGCGCACUCCACUGGCAAGCGCCAGGACAUAAUCAAGGACCUCGUCUAGGUCGCGAUCCAAUACUAGUUUUAGGCACUCGCAUGCGAAUCGUUAGAUCUGUGGCGGCACUUACUUAGACCUAUGGCAUACAUGUAAUGUACUUUGAUUAGACUUCCCCAGACUCUGUAGCUCAACGUGCAAUUUCCCCUUCUGCAUUUCACUGCUGUUACUCUGAAGCAUUUUCCCCCGGACUUGUAAACUCCAUUGUGCCAUAUUCAGUGGCCCAGCGCAUUUCGUUAAGCAUCUUAGCAUUAGUCGGUGGGUGGCCCAUAUCGAAAGCGGAACGGAGGUUAGGAUAGGAAUGAGACACGCACAUAUCUUCGGAUGCACCGAAAGCGGAAGGUCCCUGGACACGAACUCUUCACGCAGGCAUACUUAUGUACAACUCUCGGAUAUUUGACUCAACUUAAUACGUAAUUAAAUCUAUACAUACAUACUAUUAAAACUUGCAUAGUAACUAUGUUUUAAAACCGAAACAA
Molecule: messenger RNA, 5344 nt
Organism: Drosophila biarmipes
Lineage: Eukaryota; Metazoa; Arthropoda; Insecta; Diptera; Drosophilidae
Gene: tok
Product: dorsal-ventral patterning protein tolloid
Exons: 14
Coding region: 328-4704 (1458 amino acids)
Biological process (GO): proteolysis
Molecular function (GO): zinc ion binding; metalloendopeptidase activity; calcium ion binding
Source: RefSeq, a predicted model, not a curated record